Molecule: messenger RNA, 3589 nt
Organism: Lampris incognitus (smalleye Pacific opah)
Lineage: Eukaryota; Metazoa; Chordata; Actinopteri; Lampriformes; Lampridae
Product: cdc42-interacting protein 4 homolog
Exons: 14
Coding region: 233-1744 (503 amino acids)
Biological process (GO): signal transduction
Molecular function (GO): protein binding
Source: RefSeq, a predicted model, not a curated record
GAAAAGCGAGCGAACAUAUUUUCUUUGGCUUGAAAAAACAAGAGCGCAGUGCCAAGCAGAAGGCGUAGACUUCCUCCAAACAUUUCCUCCGCCAUCUCCGCUUUCUAGACCUCAACUUAAGGAAUCUUAUGAACAUUUGUACCAAAAAAAACAAACAAAACAAAAAAACAAAACUGACGCGGUAAUCUUCCAGAGAGUCGUCGGCUGCACAACGCAACUUUUUUGGAGAAACAUGGACUGGGGAACCGAUCUUUGGGACCAGUAUGAUGUCAUCGAUAAACAUACCCAAUCAGGACUUGACCUGGUGGAGCGUUAUAUCAAAUUUGUGAAGGAGCGCACAGAGAUCGAACAGAACUAUGCCAAACAGCUCAGGAAUCUGAAUAAGAAGUAUGCCAAAAGAGGAAGCAAGGAAGAGCAAGAGUGCAAAUUCACGAAUCACGCGUCAUUCCAGGAGAUUCUUAAUGAGCUCAACGACUAUGCUGGCCAACGGGAGCUCAUCGCCGAGAACAUGAUGACGGGCAUCUGCGUGGAGCUCACGAAAUACCUCCAGGAUCUCAAACAGGAGCGCAAAACGCACCUGUCUGAUGCUAAGAAAGCCCAACAGAAUCUAGAGGGCAGCUUCAAGCAACUUGAAAGUACCAAGAAGCGCUUCGCCAAAGAGUGGGCGGAGGCUGAGAAAGCCACGCAGCAAGCCGAGAAAACGGAGAACGACCUCAAUGCCACCAAGCUGGAUGUUGAGAAAGCUAAGCAGCAUGCCCAUGUGCGUAUGCACACGGCAGAAGAAUGCAGGAAUGACUAUGCAGCACAACUCCAGAAAUACAACAAGGAGCAGAACCUCUUCUACUAUACAGAAAUACCUCAAAUCUUCAAUAAGUUGCAGGAUAUGGAUGAGCGUAGGAUUAGGCGGUUAGCAGAGGCCUACAGCCAGUUUUCAGAGACAGAGAAGAAUGUAAUGCCAAUCAUCUCCAAGUGUCUAGAGGGCAUCUCCACAGCAGGAACCAAAACUAACGAGAAACAGGACUCGAUGCUGGUCGUAGAGCAGCACAAGUCAGGCUUUGAGCGACCUGGGGAUGUGGAGUUUGAGGACUAUAGCCAAGGAAUCAAACCAGCGACUUUUGACUCGAGCCUCAACCCGCCGCGAGUACGCACCAAGCUCUGGCCAUUCAGCAAGAAGAACAAGCUCCCUGCAGCAGAAGACUUCUCUCACCUUCCCCCGGAGCAGAGGAAGAAGAGGUUGCAAGCGAAAAUUGACGAAAUCACCAAAGACCUGCAGAAAGAGCUCGACCAAAGUGAGGCGCUGGAAAAGAUGAAGGGUGUGUAUGAGCAGAAUCCACAGAUGGGAGACCCCUCCAGCCUCGAGCCCCAGAUCUCAGAGACCGCUCAGAACAUAGGCCGCCUCAAGGGGGAGCUCACCAAAUAUGAGUCGUGGUUGUCAGAAGCAAUUGGAGGAGAAGAAUCCUCCAAUUCCAUCAACAAUAACACCCAACAUGGUCCGUCGGCAACAGACACAUCUCAGAACAUCUACACAGAGUUUGAUGAUGAGUUUGAUGACAUAGAGACCCCUAUUGGCCAGUGCACUGCUCUUUACUCCUUUGAAGGCAACAGUGAGGGCACCAUCACUGUAAUGAAAGGAGAACAGCUGAGCGUGAUGGAGGAAGAUAAAGGAGAUGGCUGGAUGAGAGUUCUUAGAGCCGGUGGACAAGAGGGCUAUAUACCUUCAUCCUACGUCCAACCAAGCCCAUGACGCGUGUCCAUUCACACACACACACACACACAAUAAUCAAAACCAAGUGUCAAGUCAGAGAUCAAUACAAAAUCACCCAGUAAUAUCGGAGCUAUUCAUGAGAGCUGUUCUUAUGUCACUUCUCUUAUCUCUGUCAGUGGCAUAUGGCAUAUGAAAACAAUAGAUUAUUAAGCUUAUUAUUAUCAAGGCUAAUUGCAUUAUUAUACAAUUCUGGUCUCUGCUGCACUAUAUUCCUAGACUUCAUGGUUAAAGGGUGAGUCUUGGGCAUAGAUGGUCCUCUCUGAUCACUGUGUUGCAAGUCUGGCUCCACACAUCUGUCCACCUGCCUAUGCUCGCAUUUCCAACAUCUUUAUUUCAUAAGGCUAGCCAUCCUUACUCAACAUCACAACAGUUCUGUCUAAAUAUACCAUUCAGUCUUCUUACCUUACAGGACAAUGUGAGCUUUUGUUGUUGUGUGAAAUUUAAUGAACUAUAACUGGAUGAAAACCACUAUUUUAUGAAGAGUUGUAAAAAAAAUGUUGGUAUAAACUAAUAAUGCCUUUAUAAAGAUUUCAGCCCUGUAUAGGAUUGCUUAUUAACGCCAUCUGACAUGACAGCAAUACUUCUGCUAAGCUUCGGGGGUCCCUCUACACUAGGACAGAAUUACAUGGGACCUACCUUGCAAACAGUAUUUUUAUAUUUUUUAAGAAUAAUUUAAAACGAUGUCAGACCCAAAGAAAAAGCACAAUGGCAAGUGAACGAUUGAGAUUGUUAGUAAUUAUCCAUCCAUCCAUUAUCCAAACUGCUUAUCCUGCUCAGGGUCGCAGGGAUGCUGGCGUGUAUCUCAGCAGUCAUUGGGCGGCAGGUGGGGAGACGCCCUGUACAGGCCGCCAGUCCAUCACAGGGCCGACACAUUCACACCUAGGGACAAUUUAGUACGGCCGAGUCACCUGACCUACAUGUCUUUGGACUGUGGGGGGAAACCAGAGCACCCGGAGGAAACCCACCCAGACAUGGGGAGAACAUGCAAACUCCACAAAGAGGACGACCUGGGAUGACCCCCCAAGGUUGGACUACCCCUGGGCUCAAACCCAGGACCUUCUCGCUAUGAAGCGACCGCACUAACCACUGCACCACCGUUCUGCCUUGUUAGUAAUUAUGCUAAAUUUAUCUUCAUCAUUUGUGUGACUGCUGUGUAAAUGUUCUCUAUCUGUGUUUCCACCCACUUGACCAUAUGAAUGCUUUUGUGCAGCCACAGACUAUGCAUAAGCAACCAUGGUGACAAACUCGCAUCAGAAUAAUUAACAAGCCCAAGUUUUAACCAUUUUUGAGUUUUCCAACAUGAACAGAAGUGGCUGGAAGGUAUACCACAGCAUCGGUCAUUUGCCCGUUUUAUCAGAUGGCUCUUUUUCUGGGUGCCUGUUUUGUUAUUAUACACGUAUAUUGUAAUUAGCUGGUCUUUGUGUCAUUUGACCACCUGUAUUCGUGUUCUGAGCCUUGAGAGUUUGAAAUAUUCGUCUUGCUUUGUCUGUGUUUCGAUGCUCUGAAAUCCCAACGUUCUCGUCAACCCCAUCUCAAAGUAAAUCAGAGGAGAUGAAAUGGACCUCCCUCCAACAGAGGAGAGAGGAGAGCAGAGCAAUUUAAGGAUCAUGGGAACAGUUUGGGAUUUAACUUCUCACCACAAUCUUCAGGAGUUUGGAAAAGGAAGAAUGACGACAAUUGUUUAACCUCACACUUGCCAAGAGCCAUCUAAAGUUUACCCAUUUCUUUCUCUGUCAAUGUUCUGUCCUGGACUAGUGGACAUUUUCUCAUGUUUCAAGGAGUAUGUUAUUUGAUAUAUAGAUAAAAAAAAAGAUGUACCAUUUA